Messenger RNA from Vigna radiata var. radiata (mung bean), 1489 nucleotides. RefSeq names its product peptidyl-prolyl cis-trans isomerase CYP40. The coding region runs from base 108 to 1193 and encodes 361 amino acids. Gene Ontology annotation, molecular function: protein binding; peptidyl-prolyl cis-trans isomerase activity. Gene Ontology annotation, biological process: protein folding; protein peptidyl-prolyl isomerization. The transcript is spliced from 10 exons. The record is from RefSeq and is a predicted model, not a curated record. NCBI's taxonomy places the organism in Eukaryota, Viridiplantae, Streptophyta, Magnoliopsida, Fabales, Fabaceae.
GCAUCAGGGUUGUGUUGUAGUGACCUCAGAGAAGAGUCUAGAAGGUCUUGUAAGCAUUCUACUCCUUCCCAGCCAAAAUAACAGUGAAUCACAUCGCAGACAGAGAGAUGGGGAGAGGAAGGUGCUUUUUGGACAUCGGCAUAGGGGAAGAGCUUGAAGGAAGGAUAGUGGUGGAGCUUUACGAUGAUGUUACUCCCAAAACUGCUGAGAACUUUAGAGCUCUCUGUACUGGUGAGAAAGGCAUUGGUCCAAAUACAGGGGUGCCCCUUCAUUUCAAGGGAUCUUGCUUUCAUCGCGUUAUUAAAGGCUUCAUGAUUCAAGGAGGUGAUAUAUCUGCUGGAGAUGGUACUGGAGGAGAAUCUAUAUACGGAGUUAAGUUUGAAGAUGAAAAUUUUGAGUUAAAGCACGAAAGGAAAGGGGUGCUAUCAAUGGCAAACUCUGGUCCCAACACAAAUGGUUCACAGUUUUUCAUCACUACUACCCGAACUUCCCAUCUAGAUGGUAAGCAUGUUGUAUUUGGAAAAGUAGUUAAAGGAAUGGGAGUCGUCCGAUCGAUUGAGCAUGUUGCAACCGGAGAGGAUGACCGUCCCACUCUUGAUGUUAAAAUUGUGGAUUGUGGAGAAAUUCCUGAAGGGGCAGAUGAUGGGAUAUCUAACUUCUUCAAAGAUGGAGACACCUAUCCUGAUUGGCCAGCAGACCUUGAUGAGAGCCCUAAUGAACUUAACUGGUGGAUGAAAUCUGUGGACUCAAUUAAAACUUUUGGCAAUGAGUAUUACAGGAAACAAGACUACAAAAUGGCUCUAAGGAAGUACAGGAAAGCUUUACGCUACCUGGAUAUUUGUUGGGAAAAGGAAGGCAUUGAUGAGGAGAUAAGUUCAGGAUUGAGAAAAACGAAGUCUCAGAUUUUUACAAACAGUUCUGCUUCGAAAUUAAAAUUAGGGGAUAUUAAAGGAGCAUUGUUGGAUACAGAAUUUGCAAUGCGUGAGGGAGACAACAAUGCUAAAGCCUUGUUUCGCCAAGGACAGGCUUAUAUGGCACUCCAUGACAUUGAUGCUGCAGUUGAAAGCUUUAAGAAGGCACUGGCCUUGGAGCCAAAUGAUGCUGGAAUUAAAAAGGAACUUGCUGCUGCUAGGAAGAAGAUAGCUGAUAGGCGUGACCUAGAGAAAAAGGCAUAUAGCAAGAUGUUCCAAUAACACUCUGGCUAAGGAAAACAACCAGAUGAUUGCAGCAUAUACAUAAAAGGUUCAGAUUUGAACUCAUUUUUACUCAAGUGUUGGAAGUGGGGCUGAGAUGAAAUAAAGUGGAUAAGGAUUGAUAGUGUUACAUAUGAAAAUUUUAGCCAACAAUUUUGUCAACCUUUUCUCUUACAAAUUAGUAUAAACUCUGAACAUUUUAUUGGGUGUUCACCAUUGAAAUGCAAUUAAUAUUAAUAUAGCUGAUGGACAAGGCAAUGUUGUAAGUGAUUUUGAUAGUUGUUAUUGGAAACUUA